UUUACACCAUCCAGCCUCCAUUAAUGGAGUUAGGGGACCUCAUCAAACACUCGUAGGCCGAUCCAUGGAGGCCAGAACAUGUAAAUAGCAUUCAAAACUUAUUUACAUAGUUCGCACGUAAACAUCACUGUUCAUACCAUCCAACACUCCAUUAAUGGAGUUACGGGACCUCAUCGAAUACUCGGAGGAUUCAAAGAGGAGCCUGUAGACAGGUAAGGUGACGCUCACAAGCAGGUAGGGCGGAUCUUUGUAGGCAAGCAGGGUUGAUCUUGCAAGCAGGCGAAGCAAAGCUCACAUGCAGGGAGGGUGGUGAACUCCAGCAAAGUAGGGCAGGCGGGGCUAAGCUUGCAGGCAUUUUUUCAUGUUUUAACAUGAAAGGAAUACUGUUGUUCGGCAGUUGGAAGCACAAUAAAGCUGCGCUACACAGCCACAGUCCCUAGUCCCCAGUCACAUCUGAUCAACAGCACCUUCCGACUAAAUAUCACCUGAACCAACAAUUUAAAGAGGAAGAAGAAACCCACCCAGCUACGAGUUGUUUGCCCCAACAUUUUCUUCACUGCAGCAGAAUAGACCUUUGCUCUGCUUCCAGUUCAAUCCAAGCCUAUACUGUCAAAUUGUCCUUUCCAGGGAAUAACUGCUCAGAACCCGUACUCUCCUUAUCCAAUCCCUCUGUUCCAACAUCUUUGCUCGUCUGCUUCCGGGAUUCUAGCCUCAAACCUUUCCCUUUUGUGGAAACCACUGUCCUCUACCCUUCUCCCUUUUCCACACUGUGGCUUUCUGACAGAAUUCCAUUUCACUCUCCAUAAAAAACCCAUCUUUGGAGCUUCUAAGAUGAGCAAGUUAAUCUAUAUGGAGGAAGAUUUUGAGGAGGAGGAGGUUUGGGCUAUGGCGAAGGAGAAGAAGGAUGAAAGUCCUAAGAUUAGAAAGCAGAAAGAAUUCUCCUUUUCGUCAAAAUCUUCUUCUAGGACGGUGCCAAGAACAAAUUUCAAUGGAGAACAAAGCAGGCAGUCUGCUCCAGUUAAUAUACCCAAUUGGUCUAACGUCCAUAGAAGAAAGUGCGAGGAGGAAGAAGAUGAGGAGGAAGAAGACAAGUUACCUCCUCAUGAAUGGAUUGCGAGGAAGAUGGCAAGGAGUCAGAUUUCUUCUUCUUCUGUUUGCGAGGGGGCAGGGAGGACUCUGAAAGGAAGGGAUCAGCGCAAGGUGAGGGAUGCUGUGCUCACAAGGACUGGAUUUCUGGAGUAGAGAGGAGGAUGAUGAUGCUUAGUAGUAGUAUUAGUGGUAUUAAUGUUUUGCCUUUUUACUUUAUUUUAAUCCUUUUUUUUCCUUGCUAUGUUAUGAACUGGCUCCUGGUUUUGGUUGUCUUCGUUUAUUCAGGAGCCUGGAGUAAGGACCAAUGAGUAGAUUAUUAUCGUCUUCUAAGUGUAAUGGGAGAGAAUUUUGGGUAUUAUGUGAAUACAAGUGAGCUGC
Molecule: messenger RNA, 1467 nt
Organism: Dendrobium catenatum
Lineage: Eukaryota; Viridiplantae; Streptophyta; Magnoliopsida; Asparagales; Orchidaceae
Exons: 2
Coding region: 832-1242 (136 amino acids)
Source: RefSeq, a predicted model, not a curated record